Microcebus murinus (gray mouse lemur) is the source of this 3422-nucleotide messenger RNA. It is a transcript of the gene PAH, whose product is annotated as phenylalanine hydroxylase. The record is from RefSeq and is a predicted model, not a curated record. Gene Ontology annotation, biological process: L-tyrosine biosynthetic process; L-phenylalanine catabolic process. Gene Ontology annotation, molecular function: iron ion binding; phenylalanine 4-monooxygenase activity. NCBI's taxonomy places the organism in Eukaryota, Metazoa, Chordata, Mammalia, Primates, Cheirogaleidae.
GCAGGUGGGCUGCCCUCGCCCACUGCGUCAGAACGACGCCCACCGGGAGGUUACUGUGGGGCACACGCGGCAGGAGACACCCCCUGGAACCUCUCCUCUCCUCCCUAAUGCCACGUUAAAACCCUCAACCCCACGUGCUGUUUGCAAAUCUACCAGCGACUGAGGGACUGACGCUGGGAGCUAGAGACCUCACUCUAGAGCUAGAGACCUUGCUCUUGGAGCCAGCAUGUCAGCUGUGGUCCUGGAGAACAGAGGCUUGGGCAGGAAACUCUCCGACUUUGGACAGGAAACAAGCUAUAUUGAAGACAACUCCAAUCAAAAUGGUGCUGUGUCACUGAUCUUCUCACUCAAAGAAGAAGUUGGUGCACUGGCUAAAGUCUUGCGCUUAUUUGAGGAGAACGAUAUAAACCUGACCCACAUCGAAUCUAGACCUUCUCGUUUAAAGAAAGAUGAGUAUGAGUUUUUCACCUAUCUGGAUAAACGUAGCGGGCCUGCCCUGGCUAACAUCACCAAGAUCUUGAGGCACGACAUUGGCGCCACUGUCCACGAGCUUUCCCGGGAUAAGAAGAAAGACACAGUGCCCUGGUUCCCAAGAACCAUCCAAGAGCUGGACAGAUUUGCCAACCAGAUCCUCAGCUAUGGAGCGGAACUGGACGCAGACCACCCGGGUUUUACAGAUCCUGUGUACCGAAGAAGACGGAAGCAGUUUGCUGACAUUGCCUACAACUACCGCCAUGGGCAGCCCAUCCCUCGAGUGGAAUACACGGAGGAAGAAAAGAAGACAUGGGGCACAGUGUUCAGGACUCUGAAGUCUUUGUACAAAACCCACGCUUGCUACGAGCACAAUCACAUUUUUCCACUUCUGGAAAAGUACUGUGGCUUCCACGAAGAUAACAUUCCCCAGCUGGAAGACGUCUCUCAAUUCCUGCAGUCUUGCACUGGUUUCCGCCUCAGACCUGUGGCCGGCCUGCUUUCCUCUCGGGAUUUCUUGGGUGGCCUGGCCUUCCGAGUCUUCCACUGCACACAGUACAUCAGACAUGGAUCCAAGCCCAUGUACACACCCGAACCUGACAUCUGCCAUGAACUGUUGGGACAUGUGCCCUUGUUUUCAGAUCGCAGCUUUGCCCAGUUUUCCCAGGAAAUUGGCCUUGCCUCCCUGGGUGCCCCUGAUGAGUACAUUGAGAAACUCGCCACAAUUUAUUGGUUUACCGUGGAGUUUGGCCUCUGCAAACAAGGAGACUCCAUAAAGGCAUAUGGUGCUGGGCUCCUCUCGUCCUUUGGUGAAUUACAGUACUGCUUAUCAGACAAGCCGCAGCGCUUGCCACUCGAGCUGGAGAAGACAGCCAUCCAGAACUACACCGUCACGGAGUUCCAGCCCCUGUAUUAUGUGGCUGAGAGUUUCAAUGAUGCCAAGCAGAAAGUGAGGAACUUUGCUGCCACGAUCCCCCGGCCCUUCUCGGUUCGUUAUGACCCAUACACCCAAAGGAUUGAGGUCCUGGACAAUGUCCAGCAGCUUACGAUUUUGGCCGACUCCAUCAACGGUGAAGUUGGAAUUCUUUGCAGUGCCCUCCAGAAGAUAAAGUGAAGCCGUGGGCAGAACUUGAUCUGUCAACUGAGCGUCUGUUGGUGGGGAUCAAACUGCUUCUUUCAUCAGAAAAAGUCUGACAAGGACAUGUUAAUUUAAAAUAACAGCCCUGAAUCCUUUUGGAACAAGACAGAGAAUCAACAAAUAAAUCAAAAUAAUCUGAAAUGACAGUAUAUUAACACAUACCCAAAAGCAUAAUGGUAGAUCUUCGAGGUUCAUCUUUGAUUUAGAGAAGAUAAUUCCAGACUUGCAAUUGAGUUAAAUCAAUAAUCUGUCACAUUUUAUGAUAUCAAUUAAAAUUGAGACAUGCUUCAUUCAAGGUUCAUAUAUGCUUUUGUUAUUAUUUGUCAUAGAGAACUCAUAAAAGAGUAUAUAUGAGUAAAUGUAAAAAAAAGAGACUGUCAUUAGAAUUGAAUUAUUGGGUUUAAUAUAAAUCUUGACCUACAAGGUUCAUCUUCUAUUUGAAUUAACUAUGAUUCCAGUUACUGCUUUGCUAUUGUGUCUGUGUAGAUCUCCUUUAGUUCAGGAGCCCAUUAAAAUAGUUACAAAAAUUUUCUAUAGCAUUAUAUAGAAACAUUUCUGUAUUUUUUUUUUGUAAUCACAAAUACUGUUGUAUAAGGUAAUGGAACUCCCCACCUAAUCCCCACAAUUUCCAGUAUCAUUUUCCAGUUGAUUGUCAAGUCUGUUUUAAGAGACAUUUUCCAUACAAUUAUGAUGCAGCAGAUGUUGACCAAAGGCCUGGUUGGUAGAUGCUCAGUAAAUAUUCAUUGAAUAAAUUAGUGAUUAUAUUUUUUUAAAAUAAAAUUUACUGUAAAAGUGAGAAAAGUCCAUUUCCAUUUUUAAAAACACUAGAUUUUACAAAGACACUAGAAAAUAGAUGCAGACAUGAAAAUUCAAAUUUCAAAGCAAUGAAACCUCAGACACAUUGAGAAUAAAUUACUCUUCCCUCCCAGCGUAUAUUUAGGUAGUUCUUAUGAUACCCCAUUAGUGGAUCAGGGACAGCUAUUUGAAGACACAUAUGAGCAUUUGAAUCAUAUGUCAAGACUAGAAAGGACCAUAGUUUACAUAGUUUAACUCCUUCAUUGUUAGAGUGAAACUGAGGUCUAAAGAAGGGAAGUGAUUUAUCUAUGUCAACGUCAUUGGCAAGUGGCAGACUGUCAGAAGUUAAGUUUUUUUCAAACUUAAGGUACCCAGUAUAUUUGGCUGUGAAUAUAAAACUAAUAACCUUGGGGUACCUAAAAAUGCAGGUCUCGGGACCCAUCCCCAGAGAUUCUAAUCAGGUAGAGCUGUGAUGGUGCCUAGAAUUUACUAUUGAUGAUGCCACAGCUGGUCUGAGAACUACACUUGAAGAGACACUAUGCAAAUCCUUUAAGACUUAAAGGACUUUUCUCCUCUGACCUUCCCCUAGACACAAAACAUUCUGCUAAUGGGCUAUUUUGAUGUUUCAUUAUUUCACACUAAAAGUAAAUUAGUUACUCUGGAACUUAAAUAUGAAAUAGUAGUUUCGAAUGACAGUGAUUUUGGAACAGUGAUUUUUAUUCCUAGUAAAAAUAUUUUCAUGUUGAAGGUAAAGUUUAGGGUUAAGCUGUGAUUUUCACAGAAAGAAAUUAAAUUCUGAAUGGAAUAUAAUCUUUGCAUUUUUAGUGAUGUGCUACUCAGUUCUUAGCUCUUUUUAUCUGGAUAUAAAAGCCCAGUCUACAGCAAUGGGAUACAGUACAUUGUCAAUAUGUUAUUAUUAUCAUUUGUUUAAUUUCUAGUAAAUGAACAGUCUUUUGGAAACAAUAGUAAUGUUUUACUGAUGGAUGAUCCUGCUGUGUACAAUCAAAAUAAAUGCAUA